This is a messenger RNA of Diabrotica virgifera virgifera (western corn rootworm), 1191 nucleotides long. RefSeq names its product procathepsin L-like. Gene Ontology annotation, molecular function: cysteine-type endopeptidase activity. Gene Ontology annotation, cellular component: lysosome. The coding region runs from base 14 to 1027 and encodes 337 amino acids. Lineage: Eukaryota; Metazoa; Arthropoda; Insecta; Coleoptera; Chrysomelidae. The transcript has 4 exons. The record is from RefSeq and is a predicted model, not a curated record.
ACUUCCGUCCAAAAUGUGUAAAGAUAUAAAAAUGAAAUAUUUUGUGAUAAUUUUAAUUGCAAUUUUUGUUACGAUUGAAGCUUUAACAGAUAAAGAACAAUGGAUGCAAUAUAAGAAAAAGUACAACAAAAACUACAAAUUUAGAUCGGUAGACAACGAAAGAUUUAUAAUAUUUCAACAAAACUUACGCCAAAUAGAAGAACACAAUGCCAGAGCAGAAAGUGGUCUCUCCACAUUUGAAAUGGGCAUUACUAAGUUUGCCGACAUGACAGCAGAGGAAUUUUCUCGAUGGGUUAGUCGCUCCCAAAGCGACCACAACAGAUUUUUUUCAAAAGGUCAACAGUCGCUACAUACGGAUCUAAGCAUCAAAGCAAAUCCACCUUCUGAAGUGGAUUGGAGAAAAGAAGGAGCAGUUACAGAAGUGGGCGACCAAGGGGAUUGUGGUUCCUGUUGGGCAUUUAGUGCGGCAUAUGGUAUAGAAGCAGCCUACUUCUUCAAAACCAAACAAUUGAUUAAAUUAAGUAAGCAAAACUUGAUGGAUUGUGAUGCCCAUUCUAGUGGUUGCGAUGGAGGGCUAAUGACAAGCGCUUUCGAUUGGAUUCUAGAAAGAGGUGGAAUACAAACGGAAGACGACUAUCCAUAUGAAGCGAGGAGGAAAAUCUGCAGGUUUAAUAAUACUAAAACAACUGUCACCAUUGUUGGUUAUGUUAAUCUGCCGCAAGGGAAUGAAGCUAAUUUACUAAUUGCUGUAGCACAGAGACCUGUUUGCAUCGGCAUGCAUGCGUCACAUACAAUGCAGUUCUAUAAAAGAGGUAUCAUGAACGACCCAUACUGCUGCAGCGCAAUGAAUUGUUUAAAUCACGGAGUAAUUAUUGUUGGCUACGGAGUUGAUCUUUCUGGAGUACUUUAUUGGAUCGUAAAAAAUUCUUGGGGUGCGGAUUGGGGAAUGAACGGAUACGUAUUUAUGUCCAGAAAUAAGAAAAACCAAUGUGGGAUUGCCACCUUAGCAUCUUAUCCCAUUUGCUAAUGUUUAAAAAAUUUAAGAAAACCUUUAAUUUUUAACAGCUUUUUGGAAACUACAAGAAUUGAUUUACUGUAUACCUUGCGCCAUCUAUAGGAAACUCGACAUUAUAAGUUAUUUGAAAUGAAUGUUUUCUUUCAACAAUUCGGUAGUUUUAUUAUUGUACCGAA